AUGGCGAAGUCGAAGGAAGGCACGAGGAUCGCGGGGAGGAGGGACUGUCCUCGCGAACACAGGGAGCUACUCAAGGGCCUCGAUGUCUGGGAUUCCCUGAUGGUCGACGACUGGGUUCGGGACCACAACAGGGGCAAGAGCAGCGAUGAUCGCGUUUGGGUCGACGCCGCGAGUAGGCGACGGCUCAAGGAGUUCCACAAGGAGCUGCUCGAGGAGCGCCUCAAGAGGAACAGUGCCGAGGAGGACGAAGGAGACUGGGUGAAAUUCGAGGUCACUGGCGGCUCCAGCGUUGCAGACGAGCAUCACGAGUCGAACAUCGACACGAUGACGAAGAGCUUCUCGCGAAAGAUCGAUGUCAUCGCAUGGAGCGACCCUCAAUUCGCCGAGCUUCUCACCGAGCACAACAACAAGCUCAUGGGCGGGCAGUUUCCCGUCACACCUCGCACUCUCGCCGAUUUCGAGAAGGGCUUGGACCUUUCGCUCUCUUACUAUGCCUUCCGCGGCUGGAUGGAGAAGGGGGGCGCCACACCGGGCGCCUGA
Vanrija pseudolonga is the source of this 540-nucleotide messenger RNA. RefSeq lists its product as uncharacterized. The record is from RefSeq and is a predicted model, not a curated record. The coding region runs from base 1 to 540 and encodes 179 amino acids. The transcript has 3 exons. NCBI's taxonomy places the organism in Eukaryota, Fungi, Basidiomycota, Tremellomycetes, Trichosporonales, Trichosporonaceae.